Messenger RNA from Pomacea canaliculata, 2827 nucleotides. RefSeq lists its product as uncharacterized. Lineage: Eukaryota; Metazoa; Mollusca; Gastropoda; Architaenioglossa; Ampullariidae. The record is from RefSeq and is a predicted model, not a curated record.
AAAAACAGCGUACCUAUGACAGUACUGAGAACCUAAGUGUACAAAGCAUGCUACUCUCGCCCCAGUGACCUACCUUGAGCAUGUGGUCAUGACCUGAGAGCCAGGAGCUUUAGAGUUGAAAAGGAAUGUCCCUUCUAAGUUUAAUGGCCAUAAUAUGGCUGUUGUGCUGCCAAUGGCAAGUCCAAGCUCAGGAUAGUCUUGCCAUGGAUAUGAAGUCAACAUGUGGGAAUACAUAUCCUGUGUAUGAAAACAAACUAACUUUUACUGCGAGGUCCAAUGUUGCUCCAGCAAACCCACCUCUUGAAUGUGUUGUAUACCUGGAAUCUGCUUAUGAUGUGGCUGAUGGUCGCUAUAGACUGCAGAUGGUUAUUCAGGAAUUGAACAUAGAAGAUUGUAAUGUCAAACUCGAUGUAUUCAAUGGAAAAGGCGUCAGUGGCAACUACUUGCGUCAGCUUGGCUGUACUAGCAGGUCCACUGACAUCAUGUACACAAAUGGGCGUCAAGCAACUCUUCGUUUCAGUCGUCCCCAGCAGCUGUACCAGACAGCCUACUCUCUUGUUUUGACAGUCCAGGUAUACUCGGAUAACAAUGAGCUAGGGACAGCAGUGGCGCAAACCACGCUGUCAGUCGGUGCUAUAAUUGGAAUAGUAGUUGGUGCUGUGGCUGUCAUUGCUGUGGCAAUCUUGCUGUGCUGGUGCUGUAUCACUGGGUACAUCUACAAUUUCAUGGACAGCAUGGGGACAACAAAUAAUAGUACAAAACACAUCAGUGUAGACAGUGGCCUUGAAAAAAUGUCAGCCAGCUCUUCUACACAGGGACUGAAACAUGGCAUUGAUCAUAAGGACCCUGCUAUGUGGGCCAGCAUAACAAAUGAUGGAACACCACGACAGUUUCGUCGAGGUGUCCCACGAAUGGCUUCUUUGUCACGAGAUGAGGGCUCAAAGGAUGUAGAGUUAAGGGGAAAAGAAACAUACACUAAAAAAUAUGAAAACACAGGCAAGGGGCUUGGUAGAGCCGAUCAAGAACCAUCGCAAGGCCUUGUGCGAGAGUCUCAGUUGUACGAACCAUAUGAUGAGAUGACAGAAAAAGAUCACCACGCUUCCUCAAACGUUUGGAGACCAUUAUGUCCAGUAACAGGAGCCGUGAAUCCCGAAGAUCGCGUCACUCAGCAUGAGGGAGACAAGGCUGCUGAAGUAAAACCUGCCUCAAAAGAAACAGUGAUUGAUCACCUUGGAAAACCAGAUUCUGAAGUGUUUGAAAGAUCAGAGUCAGAGGGUCUUAUUGGUACAGAUGGUAAAGAGAAAGAAGCACAUGCCGCAGAUCUCCAUCGGUUUGAUUCUGAGGAGCUCCAGAGUGAAGCUGAUGUGGAAACAAUGACUAGCCCAUUGCACAUCAAUGCAGGUAUUCGUUCCAGCAUCCCAAACUUGAGUUCACAGCCUGAUGCUGCACGCUCAUCACAUUCAAAGAAACGCACCAGCACAUCACCCAAGUCACGACGACAUUCCAAGGCAGGCAGGCAUGAGCCAGACCCCAUGGGGCUUCCUCCAGAAGCAUUUGAUCCUGUGUUCACCACCCCGACAUCACAAGAAUACUAUCCUGGAGAGUUCCGUCCUCCCCAGCCGUUCGCGGUGCCUCCUAUGUUUAUGCAGUAUGGAAUGAUUCCCAUGGGACCUGGAGCACAGACUUUUGGCUAUGCAUACCAACAGGGUAUUCCACCUGGAUCCUACCCAGAACAAUCAGUGGCAGCCAAUCAGGGUGCUUAUUUUGUGCACAGUAUCCCCACUGCUGAUGGCAAUAUGCAGAACACAACUUUUGCCAUGCAUAGCUCACGUACUCCGAAACAGAUGGCACCUAAGGGAAAAAGAGGUCAUCCAGGUGCUCCAGACUACACCUCAACUCCAGGGGGAUCACCACGACCUGGGUACCAAGGAGAUCCCUCUGCACCAGACCUGUCAUUAGUGGCUGCUGGUGCUGCACCACCAGAUCCUGGGCCUGGUCACCGCUCCAUGGCCAUGAAGUCAGCUACAGACCCCGACACUGGCAUACACACAACUCAGAUUUUGUGGACAGACACGGUACCCGAUCCCACUGAUCCAGGGCCUGACGACAGCUCCCAGAUCACACGCAAAACUAUAACACGUGUAACAACUUGUAGUGGCCAUUCUGAUCUGCCUACACAGACUUCAACAAUUCUUGACUACCCAGAUUCCAGUCCUGCCUUUUUAUCUCCUUCUUCGCCCCAGCACUAUCCUGCUGUGACUGCAGGGCCAAGUUCUGGUAAUAUUGAUUAUUAUCUAGGUCAGGGAGCAGACCAUGGUCAGGAGCCAAUGAGAAGGCCAGAUGUUGUGCAUCAGGCACCAUCACGGAACCAAGCCGUACGCGAUCGUAUCACACUUGCAUAAUACUGAAGAACUAUACACAAAGAAUCAUUUUACUCUUCAUGCCUUACAGUUGUUAUGAAAGUUAGUAAUUGAUAAGUAGAAAAAUUCAGAAUGAUUGUUUAUAUUCACUUUUUAUGAUUUUGAAUGUCUCCAAAUCAGGUAUCUUUCCUUUUUUGGAGUGAAAGCUAUUUUUCUUCAUCAGAAUGUGAAAAUAUUUUUACUAUGCAAUUGUAUCAAUGUCCAGGUAACUCAAGCAUACGUGCAUGAACAAGAGAAAAACCUUAUACACAUUUUAAAGAUCUUAUUCAGCCAUACUGAACAUGUUCAGCUUUGUUAUGUUUUUGAUGUUAACUAAAUAACUAAAAUUCUUACAUUUUGUGUUCUGUUCUCAUUUAGAUUCCUGUCAGAUGCACCCAUUUUGUAUAAACUGUUUUGUAUAAACUAUA